Messenger RNA from Carcharodon carcharias (great white shark), 2479 nucleotides. Its product is annotated as zinc finger protein 239-like. Bases 398 to 988 code for a protein of 196 amino acids. The record is from RefSeq and is a predicted model, not a curated record. Gene Ontology annotation, biological process: regulation of transcription by RNA polymerase II. Gene Ontology annotation, molecular function: RNA polymerase II cis-regulatory region sequence-specific DNA binding; DNA-binding transcription factor activity. The transcript has 2 exons. NCBI's taxonomy places the organism in Eukaryota, Metazoa, Chordata, Chondrichthyes, Lamniformes, Lamnidae.
CACACAGACUAAAACUUCCUCCUGUGUCCAACAUCUUAUAUCAGAAGGGGACGAUUUGCAGACAGAAAUCUCAUGUAAACAUCACAUCAAGAUCUGAUAGAGCAACCCAUUUCAUCAGGACCUGAAUAUCACCAGCCUUUGAAUCUAGAAGGAGAAAUGCUUGUCUGCUCUGUCAGCCUCAAUCAGUUUUAAAUGUGUGUGUGACUGGAAAAGCACCGAGACACACACACCUGAGUGAGAGUGUUCCAGUGCACUGACUGUGAAAAGAGCUUUCACCAGUUACACAGACUAAAAAAAAAUCACCAUUCACAGUAAGGAGAGACAUUGUACAUGUUCUGUGCGUGAACGAGGCUUCUACUGACCGUUGGACCUGGAGAGACACAAAGACACCUGCACCAUGGAGAAACCGUGGAAAUGCGGGGACUGUGGGAAGGGAUUCAGAUGCCCAUCUGAGCUGGAAAUUCAUAGACGCAGUCACACCGGAGAGAGGCCGUUCACCUGCUCUGUGUGUGGAAAGGGUUUCAGUCAUUUAUCCAACAUAAUGUCGCACAACCUAGUUCACACCGGUGAGAGACCGUUCACCUGCUCUGAGUGUGGGAAGGGAUUCAGAUCCCCAUCUAAGCUGAAAAUUCACCGACGCACUCACACCGGGGAGAGGCCAUUCACCUGCUCUGAGUGCGGGAAGGGAUUCACUCAGUUAUCAAACCUGCAGACACACCGACGAGUUCACACUGGGGAAAGACCAUUCACCUGCUCUACGUGUGGGAAGGCAUUCAGUGAUUCAUCUGGCCUGCGGACACAUCAGCGAGUUCACACUGGGGAGAGGCCGUUCACCUGCUCUGAGUGUGGGAAGGGAUUCAGAGAUUCAUCCAGCCUACUGACUCACCAGCGAGUUCACACAGGGGAAAGGCCGUUCAUCUGCCCUGUGUGUGGGAAGGGCUUCAAUCAGUCAAGCAACCUCCUGCGACACCAGCGAGUUCACAAGUGAUUGCAGGGUUUGGAUUCUGCUGUUAUUGCUGCUGUUAAUCACAUCCAGGACUGGACCAUGUUCAUUCUGACAGUUGGUGAAGUGGGAGGGUCAGUGGGUUUCUUUCUGCUGGGCUGGCCGGCCUCAGGACUUUGCUUCCAGUGGGCUGAUGCUCUUUGAGCCUUGGAGUGCACAUUUCCACUGAAAUAAUCCACAAAAGCUGAUGAAGUACAUUUAUUUUAUCCUAGACAGUAAAUAAUGCUUUUCUUACAACUGGAGGUAGAUCUAAAAUAAGUACAUUUGUCUUUGUUCCAUUGAAACUACAGCACAGGGCCAGGCCAGUCGGCUCAAUUGGUCUCUGUCAGUAUUUAUGCUCCACAUGAGCCUCCACCCACCCCUCUUCAUCUCCCCCCCAUCAGCAUAUCCUUCUAUUCGUUUAUCCCUCAUGUAUGUAUCUAGCUUCCCCUUAAAUGUAUUCAUGCUAUUCACCUCAACCACUCGCUGUGGUAGCGAGUUCCACAUUCUCACAACUCGCUGGGUAAAGGGGUUUCUCAUGAAAUCCCUAUUGGUUUAUUGAUCCCCUUCAUCAUCUUAAAGACAUUCAUCAGGUCACCCUUCAGUCUUCUCUUUUCUAGACAAAGGCAGCCCCAGCCUUUCCUGAGGGUUAAAUGCUCUGGUUCUGGAAUUAUGCUUGUGAAUCUUUGUUGCCCCUUCUCCAGUGCCUCUAUUUCCUUUUUCUAAAUGGAGAUGACAAAUGUUGACAGUACUCCCAGUGUAGUCUAACCAUGGUUCGAAACAAGUUGAACAUAACCUCCCUGCUCUUCAAUUCUAUCGUUCUAGAAUGCAACCUAUAUCUUGGCCCCACACUUUUGGAAAGAUGUGAAGUUCUUAGAGAGGGAGCAGAGGAGAUUUACGAGAAUGGCACCAGAGAUGAGGGACUUCAGUUAUUUGGAGAGAUUGCAGUAGCUACAAUUGUUCUCUUUAGAUCAUUGAGUCAUUAGGGAAGAAAAUGGGGCCAUUCUGUCUAUCGAGUCCAUGGUAGCUCCAUAUAGAGCAAACCAGUCAGUCCCAUUGCUUUGUGAUAUCCCCGUAGACUGGCAGCUUUAUUUACCUGUAGUGCCCAUCCAAUUUUGUUUCAAUUUCGCUCAUCUCCUCUCUUUCCCCCACACUCAAAGGCAGCGAGUUCCAGGACAUUACCACUCACUGUGUAAAAAUAUUCCUCCUUACAUCCCCCUACAUCUCCUGCCCAAAACCUGAAAUCUGUCCCCCUCGUCCUUGUACCAUCAGCGAAUGGGAACAGCUUUUCUUUGUCCACCUUCUCUCAUCCUGUCAUAAUCUUGUACACCUCUAUCAAAUCUCCCCUCAACCUCCUUUGCUCCAAGGAGAACAAUCCCAGUUUGACAUCGAAAAUAAAAUAUGUUCAUGCCUGACAUCAAAUGUGAAUGUUGAAUUUCUGUUUUGAAAAUAUUAUGAAUAUAUUGUACUGGACAGUAAAGGAAUUGGAAUAACUCA